UCGGGAGGCGCGUGGAACAGAGGGCAGUGUGUCUCAGCUCUCCUGCAUGAGCGCACACACACACACACACACACACACACAGAGAGCAGUAACUCUAUCCAGGGCAGGAUGCAGCUACUCAAACUGGUUCUCAGUGCUGCGUGUCUCCUGUGUGGAUCGAGAAUUGUCCAGGCGUUGGUUUUACAGCGGAACGGGAAGCAGGACACGUCCCGCCAUCGACUCCAGGCCGAUCCUGCGUAUGACAGCAGCUCGGGAUCGUGUAAAAACAGGUGCUUUGAGCUGCAGGAGGUCCAGGCGCCGAACUGCCGCUGCGACAACCUCUGCAUGACCUACAACAGCUGCUGCUCGGACUUCGACGAGCACUGCUUGAAGACGGAGGGAGGCUUCGAGUGCGGGAAGGAGCGAUGUGGAGAAACUCGAAACGAACGCCACGCCUGCCACUGCUCAGACGACUGUCUGGCCAAAGGAGACUGCUGUACAAACUACAAAUCUCUCUGCAAAGGAGAAACUCCAUGGCUAGAAGAAGAGUGUGAGGAGAUCAAAAGCCACGAGUGUCCUUCUGGGUUCGUCCGUCCGCCGCUUAUCAUGCUCUCGGUCGAUGGCUUUAAAGCCUCCUACGUGAAAAAGGGCAACAUGGUGAUUCCUAACAUCGAAAAACUGAGAACAUGUGGCACCCAUGCGCCCUACAUGAGACCCAUCUACCCCACCAAAACCUACCCCAAUCUGUAUACCAUUGCAACGGGCCUUUACCCCGAGUCGCAUGGCAUCGUGGGUAAUUCCAUGUACGACCCCUCCUUUGAUGCGAUGUUCACCCUGCGAGGGAAAGAGAAGCUGAACCAUCGCUGGUGGGGAGGACAACCUAUCUGGAUCACUGCUGUGGAGCAGGGGGUGAAGGCUGGCACCUUCUUCUGGCCUGUAGGGAUUCCACUGGAAAGAAGAGUGUUGACCAUGCUCCAGUGGCUUAACCUCCCUGAUGCAGAGAGGCCCUAUGUGUACGCCAUGCACUCUGGGCAAACUGACGCCUACGGCCACAAGCUCGGACCGGAGAGCCCCGAGGUGAGGAAAAACGUCCAUCUUUUACUGGUUGGCCUCAACCACAUGGACAAACAUGAGAACUUCAUGUUAGUUAUGAUCUUACAAAAUGAACUUUUUUUUUCCGUCUUUCUGUAUUUCCAGAUGAGCAGCCCUCUGAAGGAGGUUGAUAAGGUGGUCGGACAGCUGAUGGAUGGUCUGAAACAGAUGAAUCUCCAUCGAUGUGUCAAUAUCAUCGUGGUCGGAGAUCAUGGGAUGGAGGAAGCUCACUGCGAUCGUACAGAGUUCCUCAGCUCGUUUUUGUCCACCACCGAUGACCUCGUUCUGAUCCCCGGCUCUCUCGGGAGAAUCCGAGCUCGGAAUCCCAACAACUCGAAGUAUGACGCAAAAGCCGUGGUGGCGAACCUGACAUGUAAAAAGCCGGAUCAGCACUUCAAGCCGUACCUGAAACAGCAUCUUCCCAAACGCCUUCACUACGCCAACAAUCGGCGCAUCGAGGAGAUUCACCUGAUGGUGGAGAGAAAAUGGCACGUGGCCAGGAAGCCUCUUGAAGGGAAACGGCAUCCAGGAAAGUGCGGCUUCUCAGGUGACCACGGCUACGAUAACAAGAUCAGCAGCAUGCAGACCAUUUUCCUCGGAUACGGCCCGAUGUUCAAAUUCAAGACCAAGAUCCCACCGUUCGAGAAUAUCGAGCUCUACAACGUCAUGUGCGAUCUCCUCGGUUUGAAGCCGGUCCCCAACAAUGGGACUCAUGGAAGCCUGAACCACCUCCUGAGAAAUCCUGUUCACAAACCCGGCGUUCCUGAAGAGGUGUCCAAACCGACUCCGCUCGGGCCGGCGGGCGGCGUGACCGAUGACCUGGGCUGCAGCUGCGAUGAAAAAUUGCGUUCAAAAAGUAGGGGGCAGAGGGCUUUGAAAGUGGCCCUGGUAAGAGCCUAUAACCUGGAGUCACUGUGGCUGUGUCUCUUACAGAACAAAGUGGAGGAACUCAAUCAGCGACUGAGACAAGUUAUCGAUGACUCCAAGAAUCUUCCGUCCGGUCGUCCGGCGGUCAUGUUCACCACCAAGUACAGCAUCUUGCACCACGCCGACUACAUCAGCGGAUACAGCGAAGCUCUCGCCAUGCCUUUAUGGACCUCCUACACGGUGUCUAAACAGGUUGACGUCGGCGUCCUUCCCGACUCUCUGAACACGUGUGUGAGACCCGACACCCGAGUUCCUCCGGCCUCCAGCCGCUCCUGCACCAGCUACCGAGCAGACAAGCAGAUCUCUUACGCCUUCCUCUACCCGCCUCAGUUGGCGUCCAGUAACGACGCGAGAUACGAAGCCAUGCUGAUCACCAACACAGUGCCGAUGUACCCAGCAUUUAAACGCGUGUGGACAUACUUCCAGAAGACCCUGGUAAAGAAGUACGCCAGUGAAAGGAACGGCCUUAACGUGGUUGUCGGUCCCAUUUUCGACUACGACUUCGACGGGCUUCGGGACACUGAAGAGAAGAUGAAACGGUACGUGAGCAGCUCCAUGCCCAUCCCUACUCACUUCUUCAUCGUCGCGACCAGCUGCCUGGACUUCACCCACACCGUGGACUCGUGCACCGGCCCUCUGAGCAGCUUCUCCUUCAUCCUGCCUCACAGAGCGGAUAAUGACGAGAGCUGCAAUAGUUUGGAAGAUGAAUCCAAGUGGGUGGAGGAGCUGAUGAAGAUGCACACAGCACGAGUGCGAGACGUGGAGAUUCUAACGGGGCUCGACUUCUAUAGGCGCACCGGCCGAAGCUACACAGAGAUCCUCUCGCUAAAGACGUACCUGCACACGUACGAGAGUGAGAUCUGAACCACUGCCAUCCCUGCACUAAUGUCCUACUCCUCUGUCAAAUCCCACACCCUGAUCCCAGACAUGUCCUGCCCCCUGACAUCACACGGUUAGGUGUAUAUUUUUAUACAAGCCUCCUUUCAGUAUUUUGUAAUGAUGUGAAAAUGUCGCUUUGUGUUCGUUCCAGCUGUGUGUGUGUGUGUGUGUGUGUGUGUGUGUGUGUGUUGGUGAGUGUGAUUUUAAGAAUGUGUGUGUGUGUGUGUGUGUGUGUGUGUGUGUGUGAGAGAGAGAAAAUCCUGUACUGUAUGUCCUAAUGUAAUGUCGCCUCUCAACACGUACCACUUUAGUGUGUGUGUUUUUUUAUUGUUCCAAAUGAAUUUCUUGACAUUAAACACUUUUGUACUUA
This is a messenger RNA of Silurus meridionalis, 3247 nucleotides long. It is a transcript of the gene enpp2, whose product is annotated as ectonucleotide pyrophosphatase/phosphodiesterase 2. Gene Ontology annotation, molecular function: alkylglycerophosphoethanolamine phosphodiesterase activity; scavenger receptor activity; nucleic acid binding. The transcript has 24 exons. Lineage: Eukaryota; Metazoa; Chordata; Actinopteri; Siluriformes; Siluridae. The record is from RefSeq and is a predicted model, not a curated record. Gene Ontology annotation, biological process: phosphatidylcholine catabolic process; immune response. Bases 109 to 2862 code for a protein of 917 amino acids.